Messenger RNA from Penicillium riverlandense, 1659 nucleotides. RefSeq names its product phosphatidylinositol-3-phosphate-binding ubiquitin-protein ligase. Lineage: Eukaryota; Fungi; Ascomycota; Eurotiomycetes; Eurotiales; Aspergillaceae. Bases 1 to 1659 code for a protein of 552 amino acids. The transcript is spliced from 2 exons. Gene Ontology annotation, molecular function: metal ion binding. The record is from RefSeq and is a predicted model, not a curated record.
AUGUCUUCCACGGAUAGUACAGCAUCGUCACCCUCGAGUUCGUCCGUCGCUAGCGGGUCGGCUGCACAAAGUUCCACCGUCGCGGAUAACAUGAGACGCGCGGAGGCGGUUGCUGCAGCAGACUCCAGCCUUGCAAGUGGUAACUCCGGGGAAAACAGAAUGGCCGUUCAUCCUGCAGACCGAAAGAGGCGGUUGACAAGCACUGGCGAGGAUGUUAGAUUACAACGAACGAGGUCUGGCAGUGCGGCGGGACCUUCGACAACCAGGACAGUACUUCCCAACAGGUCUGCCUCACUGGUUCUGCCAGUAUCACGGUCAAGACCUUCUGGUUUUGCGGCACCGGGGUCGUCAUAUGCCACGGCUAUUGAUAUCUCUUCGUCGCCUCCAGCGCCGCCUUCUGGGCUGGACAAUAGUGGACGUGGCUCUCGUUGGAUGCAGGCUUCGUUACACGACAACUCUCCUCCACGACCAAGCAGACACUCCUCUUAUGCCUCGUCACAUCGUAAUGAAGACGAAGGAUACAUGGAAUUCACGCGACCUCAAUGGCAGCCUGAUGCCGAGGCGACGAGCUGCCCAAUUUGCGCGACGGUGUUCAGUUUUUGGUACAGAAAGCACCAUUGCCGGAAGUGUGGAAGGGUGGUGUGUGCUUCAUGCUCCCCCCAUCGAAUCACUAUUCCUAGGCAGUACAUCGUUCGCCCUCCCGAGUCUCUUUCCUCUUCCACCCAUCUUCCUGCACCCUCACCCACAGCAACGCCUUCACGUUCCCCACAGAUCUUUGAUCCUAUUGGAGAAGAUCUCACCUCAUUUCUUUCCACUGUCAACCCUGCUCUCGGAGGUGGUGAAGAAGUUCGUCUCUGCAAUCCUUGCGUCCCAGAUCCAAAUCCGAACCCUCCUCAACCCUACAGCACCGUACGUCCAUAUGGUCAUCGAUCUACUCAGUCUCUCUCGUCUUCCGACAUGGGAAACGUAUUCUCCAGAUCACAGCGUGCGCAAGGCGAUCCUCGUCAAUCCCGGCGUACUGUUGGUGAUCAUGACCGACCACACUAUUUGCGGGAUUGGAGUCACCGUAUGAGUGAUCAUGCCAGAGAGGCGGUUCACGAUACGUACCCCGACGUCCUUGUCCAGGGACGCGAGAUGCGACGUGCACGCCGCGCCAGCCAAGCCACUGCUGCCCCCGAAGCCCAGCAGAACCUGGAGCUGACCACCCACGACGACGGCCAAGGAUCCCUCGUUACGAUACUAGCGCCUCGCGCCCGACGCCGGUCUGCUGUUUCUGAGCGCGACCUCUGCCCCGUGUGCGGUCAGCGAUUCCUAUCGUUAACCGAAGAGAACCCCAUAGAGGUCCGCGAAGCCCACAUCCGCGAAUGCAUCGACAACCACGCGAUCCGCUCCACCCAUCGCGAAUCCCCGACCUCAAGACAGGCUCCUCCCGUGCCUCCGCCCUUUCCGUCGUUCGUCCGUAUGGUCAAGUUUACGGCGACGGAGAAGGAUUGCCUUGACGACGACGGCAAGGUGGCGGAGUGCAUGAUUUGCAUGGAGGAGUACAAGGUGGACGACGUGCUGGCCCGCCUCGAAUGCCUGUGCAAGUUCCACCUUGACUGCCUUGAGGAUUGGUUCCAGAAGAAGUCUGAGUGUCCUGUUCACUUCCGCCCGGAGUGA